This is a messenger RNA of Cyprinus carpio (common carp), 3793 nucleotides long. Its product is annotated as netrin receptor UNC5C-like. The record is from RefSeq and is a predicted model, not a curated record. NCBI's taxonomy places the organism in Eukaryota, Metazoa, Chordata, Actinopteri, Cypriniformes, Cyprinidae. Gene Ontology annotation, biological process: netrin-activated signaling pathway. Gene Ontology annotation, cellular component: membrane. Gene Ontology annotation, molecular function: netrin receptor activity; protein binding.
AUGGACCCUAAAGAGCAUGACUUUAAAUUUGGGGUGAAAGCAGUCGGUGUCGUGUGUCUGGACAGUCAGAGAAGAGUUAUGAUCCGGACUGGCGUGCCAUCAGACGGGUUUGGUGGUGAGGGAAGCGCGGAUCGAGAUCCUCCCGGCAGCAGGUGGAGCCGAGGUUGUUUUGGUUUGGAAGAUUACUGGUGCCAAUGUGUCGCCUGGAGCUCUGCAGGAACCACCAAGAGCCGCAAGGUGCACGUCCGCAUCGCAUUCUUGAGAAAGACGUUUGAGCAGGAACCCUUGGGGAAGGAGGUGUCACUCGAACAGGAAGUGCUGUUGCCGAUGCAGUGCCGCCCACCUGAGGGCAUACCACCUGCUGAGGUGGAAUGGCUGAAGAACGAAGAGAUUAUCGAUCCUGCAGACGAUCGGAAUUUCUACAUCACUAUCGAUCAUAACCUGAUCAUCAAACAGGCUCGGCUUUCUGACACUGCUAACUACACCUGUGUCGCUAAGAACAUCGUUGCUAAGAGACGAAGCACCACGGCUACAGUGAUUGUUUAUGUGAACGGCGGCUGGUCCACCUGGACAGAGUGGUCGACCUGCAGCAGUCAAUGUGGGCGGGGCCUUCAGAAGAGAACCCGGAGCUGCACCAAUCCCGCGCCUCUGAACGGGGGCUCGCCGUGUGACGGACAGGCCAUCCAAAAAAUCGCCUGCACCUCAGUUUGCACAGUUGACGGUGUGUGGGCUGACUGGAGCAAGUGGUCGGCGUGUAACACUGAGUGCACGCAGUGGAGGAAGAGAGAGUGUAAAGCUCCUGCGCCUCAGAAUGGAGGGAAGGACUGUGACGGAGUCACACUACAGUCACAGAACUGCACUGAUGGACUCUGCCUACAAAGUGAGUUAUAUCAGCUCUCAGUUCAGCCUAAAGGAACAGGAGAGAAGGGGUUUACAUCUGCGCCGGGUGGAGAUGAGGUGGCGCUGUAUGUGGGGAUCGUCAUGGCGGUGGUCAUGUGUCUGAUCGUCUCUUCUAUUGUGGCACUGCUCGUGUACCGCAGAACUCAUCGGCGUUUUCACUCUGACAUCAUUGACUCGUCUGUGCUGAACGGAGGAUUCCAGCCUGUCAGCAUCAAACAAGCACGCUCAGCGGAUUUGCUGGCCGCAACCCCUGAUCUGUCCACAGCGGCGGCGCUAUAUCGCGGUCCAGUAUAUGCCCUCCAUGACAUCUCAGACAAAAUCCCCAUGACCAGCUCCCCUCUGCUGGAGCCGCUGCCGCUUCCCAACCUCAAGAUCAAAGUCUACAACUCCUCUGGCACGGUGACACCUCAGGAGGACGUGACCUCUGACCUCUCUGCCACCCUGUCCCCCAAAGUCACACACUCUCUUCUGGACAGCAACACAAUGUCCCUGCGCAAUCAAACACUGGCACGCGCACGAGACCCCACGUGUACGGCAUUAGGGUCGUUUAAUUCCCUGGGAGGUCAUCUAAUCAUACCCAACUCAGGUGUGAGUUUGUUGGUUCCAGCUGGUGCGAUUCCUCAAGGUCGUGUCUAUGAGAUGUUUGUGACCAUACAAAGGACUGAGAGCAUGAGGCCAGCGGUCAGUGACGGGGAGGCCGUGCUCAGCACUGUGGUCAGCUGCGGUCCCCUCCCGUGGGUGGCCCUGUUGACCCGUCCCGUCAGUCUCACUCUCCACCACUGCGCACACGCCCACUCUGACGACUGGCAAAUCAUCCUCAAGAGCCACACGCAGCGUGACCAAUGGGAGGACGUGGUCGUGGUUGGAGAGGAGAACUUCACUACUUCCUGUUACGUUCAGCUGGGGGAGGAGGCGUGUCACAUCCUGACCGAGACUCUAGGAUCCUACUGUCUGAUUGGCCAGAGCGCCUGUCCGUCAGCGGCUAAACGUAUCAAACUGGCUGUGUUUGGUCCUGUAGUCACAGCAGGUCUAGAUUAUCACAUCAGAGUGUACUGCCUUGACGACACGCAGGACACGCUCAAAGAGGUGCUGCAGAUAGAAAAACAGAUCGGUGGGAAACUGCUGCAUGAACCAAAGUCUCUGAACUUCAGUUACAGCAACCACAACCUCAGACUGUCAAUACAUGACAUUCAGUCACAGUGGAAGAGCAAACUACUCACCAAAUACCAGGAGCUGUCUUUCUCUCAGGUGUGGAGUGGAUCGGUGCGUCGGCUGCAUUGCUCCUUUGCUCUGGAGCGUCAGAGCGUGAGCGUGUGUGAGCUGUGCUGUAAGCUGUGCGUCAGACAGGUGGAGGGAGAAGGUCAGAUCUUCCAGCUCUACACCACCCUGAGCGAGGACGUCCAGAGCAUCGACACGUCUCUGAUGGAUCCAGGCAGCAGUAUCACGGUUCUAACAGGUCCGAGUGCAUUCAGGAUCCCGGUCAGCAUCAGAAGCAAACUGUGCAGCAGCCUGGACAUCCCACACACACGCGGAAAUGACUGGAGAAUACUGGCACACAAACUCAACCUGGACAGGUAUCUGAACUACUUUGCGACUAAGACGAGUCCCACCGGAGUGAUUCUGGACCUGUGGGAAGCUCAACACUUCCCACACGGAAACCUCAACCAGCUCGCCACUGUCUUGGAGGAGAUGGGUCGUCAUGACAACAGCAUCGCCGCCAUGGCCAAAGAACAAUGACCUUCACUUUGGCGGUAAUAACGCUGCUUACGAUGAUGUCCAGCUUAAGUUGUGUUGCCACACGUUCAAAACAAUGAUCAAAAACCAAGACGCCGUGUGCAGCAUCUUAUUCAGUUUCCAUGGAAACAUGCGCCACUGCUGUCCAUGUACGUGGAUUCCGCCUAUUUGGGGUUAAAGGUGAAGCAGGAACAGGGUCGAGACACUUCAGGCUCGUACUAGACAACCAAAACACACCCAAACCCUCCUAGUUUGCACGCGCAGGGUCCCGACAGCUGAAAUCUCCCACUUUAUCAUCCUUUAGUCAUCAUUUUUACUGAAUUUUGUGGUGCCAUCUAGUGGUUGCAGAAACAACAAACCCUUCAUGUAAUAUAAUAUUUUGAGACAUGAAUACAGUAUUUAGUGUGAGUACCUUAAAGUGGCCUUUAAAAUCCAGUUACCAUUCAGAUCCAAUUUGAAUUGUAUUAUUUUUGUAAUGCAGGUAUCUGAAGACAUAAGUACAGUAAAUAUGUUUUUUUGUUGAACAAAAGUGCAUGUGAGCACUUGCCAGGGAUCGAAGAAUAAUAUCAAAGUUUUUUUUUUAUUUUUUUUUUUUUUUUUUCUUGAAUGCAAUGUUUCAUCACACUGUAAUAAUGAUGAUCUUUACUGGCCGGACUUUUGCACCAUCUGAUGAAUUCACUGUUCUGCAUGGGCUGUUUCUAUUGUGCAUCAUCAGUGUUUCAUGUCAACAUUUACACAUCUCGCUCUACUAGAUGCUUUAUUUUAACAAGAGUAAAUUUACCCCUCACAAAAACUUGCCAUAGUGACUACAGUUUCUGUCAAAAUGUGAUAGAUACUGCAGUUAUUGUUACUACUGGCAUAUUGCAAUGAAUUAAUAUAAUUCUAUAAAUCUUUAAUUAUUUUUUUUAAUGCCAGUGAAGUCUAAUAUCAAGUUAUUGCAGUAAGGUUAACAAUCACAGCUUUAAGGUUACCCUACAAUUUUUCUACCAAAGUAAGCAUUCUAUGGUUUAACGUUUGAAAACCAAGAAAUUAAGACAGACAUAAAUAUUGGUCAUUUUGUUUUUGUUAUGUAAAUUAUAAUUAUUAUUAUCAUUUUCAUUUUUUUUUUUUUUCAUUUUUUUUUUUUUUACAAUUUACAGUGAUGAUGUAUUAUUGCAAA